Messenger RNA from Castor canadensis (American beaver), 1100 nucleotides. RefSeq names its product olfactory receptor 2T1. Gene Ontology annotation, biological process: G protein-coupled receptor signaling pathway. NCBI's taxonomy places the organism in Eukaryota, Metazoa, Chordata, Mammalia, Rodentia, Castoridae. The record is from RefSeq and is a predicted model, not a curated record. Gene Ontology annotation, cellular component: membrane. Gene Ontology annotation, molecular function: olfactory receptor activity; G protein-coupled receptor activity.
GAAAUUUAUGCUUUAAAUGCUUCUUCCACGUUUUAGAAGUCUGAUGCUUAAUAGUUAAUCCAUAUUUGGUUAUUUUAAUCCCCUGGGAAUAUCAUCAUUUUAUAUGGAAGAGUCUACAUUAUAUCAGCAUCUUGAUAGGAUCAAUGGAAAUGUAUAACACAACUUCUACAGACUUCGUCUUCAUGGGACUGUUCAGCAAACAGGAAACCUCAGGCCUUCUCUUUGCCAUAAUCUCUGUCAUCUUUUUCACUGCACUGGUGACCAAUGGGAUCAUGAUAUUCCUGAUUAAUACAGAUUUACGGCUCCACACCCCCAUGUACUUCCUCCUCAGCCACCUAUCUUUCAUUGACAUGAUGUACAUCUCCACCAUUGUACCCAAGAUGCUGGUUGACUACCUGCUAGGUAAAAGGACCAUUUCCUUUGUGGGAUGCACAGCUCAACACUUCCUCUACCUUACCCUGGUGGGAGCUGAGUUCUUCCUACUGGGUCUUAUGGCCUAUGACCGCUAUGUUGCCAUCUGCAACCCUCUGAGAUACCCUAUCCUCAUGAGUCGCCGGGUCUGUUGGUUGAUCAUAGCAGGUUCCUGGUUCGGGGGCUCUUUGGAUGGCUUUCUUCUCACCCCCAUCACCAUGAGCUUUCCCUUCUGCAGUUCUCGAGAGAUUAACCAUUUCUUCUGUGAGGCACCUGCUGUGCUGAAGUUGGCAUGUGCAGACACAGCCCUUUAUGAAACAGUGAUGUAUGUGUGCUGUGUUCUUAUGUUACUGAUUCCUUUCUCUGUGGUGAUAGCUUCCUAUGCCCGAAUUCUGACCACGGUCCACCACAUGAGUUCAGUGGAGGGGAGGAAGAAGGCAUUCACCACCUGUUCAUCUCACUUGACCGUGGUGACCUUGUUCUAUGGGGCCGCCAUGUACACCUACAUGGUGCCACACUAUUACCAUUCACCAGCCCAGGACAAAGUAUUCUCUGUGUUCUACACCAUCCUCACACCCAUGCUGAACCCUCUCAUCUAUAGCCUGAGAAACAAGGAUGUGGCUGGAGCACUGAGGCGGACACUAGGAACGUUCAAGGGUUCUCAGCAAGUGUCAGAAAGGGGCUUUUGA